GGGAGGGGAGCCGCGGCCGCUUGUGCAAGGCUUGGGCGGGGGAGAGUCGCAGCCUCCGCGGUGGCAGCGGCAGCAGGCGGCAGCAGCCUGGGUGCGCAUUGUUUGUGUGAUGACCGAUCCUCGCAUCCCUCCCUCCGCUGCCGGCUGACACGGACCGCGCGGCGCGCGCCCGGAGGAGGCGGAGGAGAGGAGCCGCUGCCGCCGUGCAGCCAGUGACCUUGGCCCGGGGAGUGGCAAAUUGCCCAGCGCGACAUUUGUCAGCGGAUCGUAGCAUUGGGACAUGGCGCAAGGAAAUAAUUAUGGGCAAAGCAGCAACGGGGUGGCUGAUGAAUCCCCAAACAUGCUGGUAUACAGAAAGAUGGAAGACGUCAUAGCACGCAUGCAGGAUGAGAAAAAUGGGAUUCCUAUUCGUACAGUCAAAAGUUUUCUUUCCAAGAUUCCCAGUGUCUUUUCUGGUUCAGACAUUGUUCAGUGGUUAACGAAGAAUUUAGCUAUAGAAGACCCAGUGGAAGCUCUACAUUUGGGGACGUUAAUGGCCGCCCAUGGCUAUUUCUUUCCAAUCUCAGACCAUGUUCUAACACUAAAGGAUGAUGGCACCUUUUACCGGUUCCAAACACCCUAUUUUUGGCCAUCAAAUUGUUGGGAGCCGGAAAAUACAGACUAUGCGGUUUACCUCUGCAAGCGAACAAUGCAAAACAAAGCACGGCUUGAGCUAGCAGAUUAUGAAGCAGAGAGUUUGGCCAGGCUACAGCGAUCAUUUGCCAGGAAGUGGGAGUUUAUUUUUAUGCAAGCUGAAGCACAAGCAAAAGUGGACAAGAAAAGAGACAAGAUAGAAAGGAAAAUCCUUGAUAGCCAGGAGCGAGCAUUUUGGGAUGUACACAGACCGGUGCCUGGAUGUGUAAACACUACUGAAGUGGAUAUAAAAAAGUCUUCAAGAAUGAAAAAUCCUCACAAAACAAGAAAGUCUGUCUAUGGAUUACAAAAUGACAUUCGAAGUCAUAGUCCUACCCACACACCAGUACCAGAAACUAAGCCACCCACAGAAGACGAAUUACAAGAAGAGAUAAAAUAUUGGCAAAUACAGUUAGAUAGACAUCGAUUAAAAAUGUCAAAAGUUGCAGAGAGUCUGUUAGCUUACACAGAGCAGUAUGUGGAAUAUGAUCCAUUUCUUGUGUCGCCUGACCCCUCUAACCCUUGGCUAUCAGAUGACACUACAUUCUGGGAACUAGAGGUCUGCAAAGAGCCAGGGCAACAGAGGGUAAAGCGAUGGGGCUUUGGCAUGGAUGAAGCAUUGAAGGACACAGUGGGGAGAGAGCAGUUUCUCAAGUUCCUGGAGUCAGAGUUCAGCUCAGAAAACUUAAGGUUCUGGUUAGCAGUUGAAGAUUUGAAGAAGAGACCUAAUCGUGAAGUACCUGCUCGAGUCCAGGAAAUCUGGCAGGAGUUUCUUGCUCCAGGAGCUCCCAGUGCCAUCAAUCUUGAUUCAAAAAGUUAUGACAAAACCACACAGAAUGUGAAGGACCCAGGAAGAUACACAUUUGAAGAUGCUCAGGAGCACAUUUACAAACUGAUGAAAAGUGAUUCCUAUCCUCGUUUUAUACGAUCCAGUGCCUACCAGGAGCUGCUACAGGCCAAGAAAAAGUUGGAAAACACACUGGAUCGUCGAACAUCUUUUGAGAAAUUCACACGCAAUGUGAUUCGAAUUGCAGAGCAACAUUCUUCUCUCAGUUACAUCUGCGCAGACAAAAUUGAUGGAUUAGAACAUCCAUUUACUUUUGGAAAAGUUCAGAUAUGGGCCUCAGAGUACUACUCUGAAAAGUAACUAUGUAUCAAUAUCAUCUUGUUCCUCAACAGCUGUGUUGCCUGUAAGUAUUCAGAAGCAUAUCUGUUGAUUUUUGUGACUCGCACAAUUUUCUAUUGUUUUUAUCUCUGUUAGCACCCCAAGAGUAAAUAUAUCAGAGAGAGAAAGAGAGAGCUGCACUCUAUUCCUUUUUGUGCUUCAUCUACAGAAUUGUUUACUAAAUUCCAAUCAGUUACACCUGUGGUACUCACGACCUGUUAAUGAAGAAGCACAAGUGUCACUUAGAUCAUAUUUGGCCUGCAGAACCUUUAUUACAGUGAUGAUGCACAAGGAAAAAAGAGCCAACUUGACUGUCUGUUCACUGGAUGAUUUAGGAGCGGUGACAUCUAGAUUAAAAACAACUUUUUUGUAAAUUGAGCACAUCUGGAAAUCCUUGAGAGGCAAUAAAUGUAAAACCCUACCAUGCUAUUUUUAAAUAGUUAGCUUUCAAAAUAGAAGUACACUUUAGAAUGGAUUUGAGGUGUAUAGCUUUCUAGACCUUGAGGUAAAGAUCCUUCAAACUGGAACUUAUUAGCUUUGUUUGAUGUCUGAGCCAGAAUGCAAUCCAACCCUCUCUUAGCUGCUUUGGCUCCAUAUAUUAAUAUAAAUAGAAUGUAGUUAAAUCUUGUUUUCACACUAAAGUGCACAGAUAUGAUUCCAAAUGCACAAAGGAAGCAGAUCUGUUGAAUAAGAAGCUGCCAUGUUUAAAUAGACUCUUUUAUGACCAGAACCACAUUUUAAUUGUAAAGUAGAUCUCUUGCCAUCUUCUAGAA
Trachemys scripta elegans is the source of this 2610-nucleotide messenger RNA. RefSeq names its product regulator of G protein signaling 7 (gene RGS7). The record is from RefSeq and is a predicted model, not a curated record. Gene Ontology annotation, biological process: regulation of G protein-coupled receptor signaling pathway; G protein-coupled receptor signaling pathway; intracellular signal transduction. The transcript has 18 exons. NCBI's taxonomy places the organism in Eukaryota, Metazoa, Chordata, Testudines, Emydidae. The coding region runs from base 281 to 1819 and encodes 512 amino acids.